AUGAGAAUCUGCUUGUUCCGUUCCGGUGUAUUCUCUCUCAUACUGCUAGCAGGGGAAAUGGAUGCAUUCACCUGCGGCUGCUGGCGCGCCCUCACAAACUUCUCCCCCAACUCCAACCACUACUCCUCAUCCAACGGCUCUCAGCUCUCCUCAUCCAACGGUUCUCAUCUCUCCUCAUCCAACGGCUCUCCAAUAAGCAACCGCGGCUGCUGCUUCCAGGACACCGACCUGGACCAGGACCGGAUCUCCCUCCCUCCCCUUCGCGAGAUCUCUCUCAGCAACGCAUCUGGACCGUUGAACGCUCCACCUGGAUCGCCAUCAACGGCGUGCGGUUCACCUGCUGGGUCGUACGGAAAGGUGGUGCUGAAAUCCCUGCACGGCGCUCCUGCUGGGAGCCUGGCUGUGCGACUGGGCGAGCUGAUGGCGGGGAUUGGCUCGCCUGAAGAGAUGGCUCGCCUAUGGCUUGAAGUCAUGCAAGAGGUGCGGGAUCGGUGGGAAGAGGGAAUCGCCAUCCCACACGUGUACGCAGAGAGGGAGGGGCCAGACGUGGGGGUGUGUGGCGUGCUGCAGCAGUGGCAGGUGCUCAACUGCGCCGUGGCCAGGAAGCGGUGGCGCAAGGCACGAGUCAGCACCGACAUUCAGAGGCACCUGCAGCACGCGCACCUGCAGCAGCCGGACUGCUUCCCCUUCUUUUCGGAAACGGCUGCUGGGGAUUUCGGGAGGUUCGAGCCGACGCUGUGCAAGACGUGUGGGAGUUAUAAUCUGUGCGAAGUGCUGCUAGAAGUACCCCUGGAAUCACCGCCUUGCCGGUCGCCCAAAGGCGGAUCCCCCAGGCGUUCUGCUGAGGAGAUCGGGUGUGUGCUGAGUGAUCAGAAUGACCCCUGCUCCUGGGCCUGCUUCCCAGACGCAUCUGAAACAGCUGCGACAGGGAAGUUUCCUGACCCGACUGGGACCGAGACUGAGACUGGGAUUCCUCCCACAGGGCGGGCAGGAGAAGAAUCUGGAGGCGAGUCGGGAGGGAUGCGGCUGCUGGUGACGGGGGCGCGCAUGUGCGUACCAGAGGUGCAGGAUGGGCCGCUGAUCACCAGCAUGUAUCUUGCAGAGCUGGAAGAAGCGGUCAUGCACACGGGCAGUCUCAACAUCGCUCACAAGAGGCUUUUUUCAGACAUGCAGGCAUUCAAGGCUGCAAAUCCGGGGUGCAUACUGGAGGACUUUGUGAGAUGGUACUCACCAGCUGACUGGUCCAGUGAUGCUCCUUCCACCAGAAUGGGAGGAGGGGGAGCAGCAGAGGGAGGAGGGGGAGGAGGAGCGGAAGGGGAAGCAGGAGGGGAGGAGAGUGGUUCCAGCGAGGAAGGCGGGUGUGAGGGAGGAAAGGGAGAGCGCAGCAAGAUUGGAUACCUGAGCACACGCAUGUCGGGCCCAGACAACAAGUGGAGACUGUAUUGGAGUGAAGCCAAGCCCAUGCCAGCCCUCCUGCAGCCGCCUCUCUUCGAUGAGUGUGAGGCUGGGGCAAGGAGCCUGGAGUAUCUGGAGAGCAUCAGCCCAUCAGAGCUCUUCAUUCAGCUCUUCACCUGCCUCGUGUCUGUGGGGUGCUCGGCAGCACUUCAAGUGACUCCCUUUGUGCGAGAGAUCAGCAGCAAGGCCACAUUGGAAGAUUCAGUGAAGUACAUCUUACAUGCGUGCGGGCGCCACAUGACACGGGAUAGAAUGCGUUACAUCUGCAUG
This is a messenger RNA of Closterium sp. Naga37s-1, 1725 nucleotides long. The record is from the annotation of a GenBank genome assembly. Lineage: Eukaryota; Viridiplantae; Streptophyta; Zygnematophyceae; Desmidiales; Closteriaceae.